AUGAUCAUUAACGGAGAAAAGUUCGCUUGCGAUACAUGCAUCCGGGGUCAUCGCGUAGCCCAGUGCAAGCACACAGAUCGACCGCUUCGACAGAUUAGCAGCAAAGGACGGCCCGUAUCGCAAUGCGAUCACUGCCGCGACUUACGAAAGACUAGUUCCGUUCACACGAGGUGUAAAUGUGCUUCCGAAGCCCUGAACCCUGCAUCUGGACUCGCUCGAUGCCGGUGCUUUACCGGAGAGGGCUGUACUUGCGCACACAGCAAGAAGCAACCGACUUUGAAAGACGCACUUGAUGUCGAUUCCGUGGGCUAUGGCUCACCCAUGACGGAGUCCGGCAUUGCCACGCCGAGCAUAUCAACCGAAGAUGGAGGCGCUAAGACACCUCAAACGCUACCUAUAAAAGUCCACAGGCCUCUUGCGAUGAAACCCGCACUUCCCACGCCAGAGGAGGGCAGAAAGUCUUGUUGUUCAUCAAGUCCGAAGCAAUCCUGCUGUUCUUCUAAUGACAAGGCUUCUUGCUGUUCUUCUGAGACAGUGGUACCUGAUACAAGCUGUUGCUCCACAGGGCAACCUGAGGGCUCACAUGUGCCCCCGGUCCAUGAUUUCCUGGUGAAUGAUGCCCAAGACAAUCUAUACAAUGUCGGGCCACCUUGGCCGAUGCCAACAGGCUUUGACUCUUCACUCGACCCUUCCAUGCUGGAUCUGCUUAGCGACACUCACCUAAACACCGAACCACCUCACAGCCUGGAUAUAUUUGGCCCUCUUUCAUCAGGGCAAGAGCCAGAUGCUUUGAGUCAACCUCUCGAUUGGGAUGGCAUACCUGUAGACUGGAGUUCCUUUGACUUUCAGCCCACAGUAAUCACAGAUGUGCCGCAAGAAGAAAAUCAGCAAGCUCAUGCGUAUCCACCCCUACGGUGA
Clonostachys solani is the source of this 918-nucleotide messenger RNA. The record is from the annotation of a GenBank genome assembly. Lineage: Eukaryota; Fungi; Ascomycota; Sordariomycetes; Hypocreales; Bionectriaceae.